This is a messenger RNA of Acaulospora colombiana, 241 nucleotides long. The record is from the annotation of a GenBank genome assembly. Lineage: Eukaryota; Fungi; Glomeromycota; Glomeromycetes; Diversisporales; Acaulosporaceae.
UUCAUUCCAACUACUUUCUCCAUUAUUGCUACGAACCCCGCAAUGUCUCUACGACGCAGCUCUGCCCCAACUAAUAACGCCCAACUACCUCCUCCUCUCUUGCAAACUAGUAACAGUAUUCAAACUCUUCUCCCCGUUGCUCUUCUAUCUCCCAAUAACUCUUCGUAUGCUGCUCUGAUCUCCUUGCCAGUUGCUUCUCGAAAGUCCCGACCGUAUUUAGCAACAAAGUCCAACGAGUCCA